AAGAGUUGGCCUCAGGAAUGGUUUUAGUUCUGGGUUGACAGAGAGUUUGGGGGCCAUGCUUUCUGGGGUUCCUCCAGUUUCAGUUAGACCAUUAAGUAGAAGAAGGAUUCUUUACAGUGGCUCCAAACUCGGGAAAGCAUGGGACUUUGUAAGAGAAAGAACGAAGGGCCUUGGGAUGUCAGACUUUUGAUUCUUAGAUGGUUAUUUUGGUCGUUGUUACCUGUAAUGACUGAAAGGAAAGUUAUGCUGCAGCUAAGGGAGAAUGGCUUUGGGCAAAGGCAAGGCCGGUUAAAUGGGAUGAUUGAUAGGGGACCGAGUCUUCUGGUUCCACCCAGACGGAGGCCCAAGGCCGUAUGAAUGAGAAUAUAGUCAAUGGGUGGAGAAGAUGCAACUGGAAUAUUUUAAAAAGGGUUAUGUUUUUUGGAUUAUGUGUUUAAUUAAAUGUACUAUGGAUAUUGAAUGUUUCUUCUACAUAUUGUAAAGCAGACAUAAAUGCAUGAUAAACCCAAAAACCAAACCCGAUGCCUUCAAGUCGAUUCCGACUCAUAGCGACCCUAUGGAACAGAAUAGAACUGCCCCAUAGGGUUUCCAGGGAGCAACUGGUGGAUCCAAACUGCUGACCUUUUGGUUAGCAGCCGAGCUCUAAACCACUGCGCCAGCAGAGCUCCAAAUAUAUGAUAGAUAGGAAUAUUGGGUAUUAUAGAUUAUGGAGAGCUUGUAACUCUGCCCUCAGCCAAUACUUGAUUGGAUAUGCUAAAAAGGGAACUAGAGUUUGCCUGAAAGAAACACAGCCUGUUGGUUUAAAUGCAGUAGCCCUGUGUGUAGAGUAUUGGGGCCUUAGGUCAAAAGCCUGAGCCCCACCCAGGAAACUUAUAUUUGUAAAGACAUGGAGAACCACCUAGAACUGCUGAGAGAAUAGAUGAUUUGCAUUUGAAGGAAUGACCUGCUGAAAAAUAAAUGACUGUUUUGCUUUUUCAAUUUCGAGCAGGUAGUUUGCCAUUGGCUACAUCGAGGAAGGAAAAGUUAGUGCCCAUCAGAAGGAACUGCCUUCCAGGACUGGACGUUAAAGGGAGCCAGCAAGUAGAUAGCUUGAUCGACUCGCUUGUGGUGACCACCUGGGUCCACUCAUGAGUGGAAGUCGGAGAAACGCAGCAAUGAAGAGAUGGGCUGAAUUUGGACAUGUUCCAUUGGCACUCGUCAGCCUAGCCCCCAGGGGCUAAGGAUGAGAGAGAAAAAGGGCUGGCUGAUCAGAAGUAAAGGGAGUUGUGUGGACUCCUAUCUCAUGUAAUUUGGCGAUGUUAUCAAGACAGACCAGUCCAUGGAGAAAGACAUCAUGCUUGGUAAAGCAGAAGCCUACAGGUCCUGACUCCCCAGCAACAUGAGAGUCAAUUGAAGGAAGGAAGAAGAGAUUGAAGGAUUUGAGUAUUAUUUCUGGGGACACCAUUCCUGAGAGAGUGAGAUUUCUGAACAGAAAUUAGAGCUGAUCCAGAAAACAGAAAGACAGAGCAUCUCAGUUGCUGGCAAUGUCCCAAGAACAAAAGAAAAUGGUCAAGGUGCAGGAAUCACUGACAUUCAGCGAUGUGGCUGUGAAGUUCACCUGGGAGGAGUGGCAGCUCCUGGAUCCUGCUCAGAAGGACCUGUACUGGGACGUGAUAUUGGAGAACUAUAGCAACCUUGUGUCCAUUGGGUAUCAAGUUAGCAAACCAGAUGUGCUCUCUAGGUUGGAACUAGGAGAACAACCAUGGACUAUAUUGUAUGAACGCCAUAGUGGAAUCUUUUCUGAAAUCCAGAAAGGUGAUGAUCAUCUGCUUGGACACUUGCAAAAAGAAAGAAGGUUGGAUGUAAUGGAACAAUGCUGUGAACAUAAUGCAUUGGAAAAUAUUGUUCAUCAGCACAAAAUUCAGUUUCCUUUAAGGGAAAAUCAUGGUAUGUUUGACUUAUAUGAAAAAACUAUGAAAUCAAGUUUAACUUUACCAGCAGUUAACCAGAGAAAAAGCAAUGAAAUAAAAAACUUUCCUGAGCCUAACGGAGAUGAGAAUACCUUUCUACAUGCUGACCACGAGCAAUUUUGUAAUGAAAUGCAAUUUCCCGAGAGUCAAAAAUCAAAUAGCGCUGAGUCCCAACUCAUUAAGCAUCAGAAAACUCACAAAAUAGAAAGACGACAUGUAUGCAGUGAAUGUGGGAAAACCUUCAUCAGGAAGUCUUUGCUCAUUGAGCAUCAGGUCAUUCAUACAGGAGAGAAACCCUAUAGAUGCAGUCUGUGUGGGGAAACCUUUUUUAAAAAGUUCAAGCUCAUUGAACAUCAUCACACAACUCAUAAAGGACAAAAACCUUACAAAUGCACAGAAUGUGACAAAGCCUAUCUUCAUAAAUCACAGCUCAAUAAACAUCAGAAAACUCAUAUGGCAGAGAAACCCUACAUAUGCUGUGAAUGUGGAAAAGGCUUCAUCCAGAAGACACAUCUUACUAUUCAUCAGCGAACUCAUACUGGAGAGAAACCAUAUAUAUGCAGUCAAUGUGGAAAAGGCUUCAACCAGAAGGGAAGUCUCAUUAUUCAUCAGCGAACUCAUACUGGAGAGAAACCCUAUAUAUGCAGUGAAUGUGGAAAAGGCUUCAUCCAGAAGGGAGAUCUCACUAUUCAUCAGCGAACUCAUACUGGAGAGAAACCCUAUAUCUGCAGUGAAUGUGGAAAAGGCUUCAACCAGAAAGGAAGUCUCAUUAUUCAUCAGCGAACUCAUACUGGAGAGAAACCCUAUGUAUGUGGUGAAUGUGGUAAAGGUUUCAGCCAGAAGUCAUACCUCAUAGCACAUCAGAGAUUUCACACAGGGAAGAUUCCCUUUUCAUGUAGUGAAUGUGGAAAAUCUUAUUCCCAGAAGGCAACUCUCAUUAGACAUCGAAAAAUUCACACAGGAGAGAAACCCUUUCAAUGCAAUGAAUGUUGGAACGUCUUCGAAACGAAGCCAAAGCUCAUUGUACAUCAAAGAUCUCAUAUAGGAGAGAAACCACAUGGCUCCAAUGGACGUGGACAAACUUUUGUCUAUGCUUCUAACUUUUAUUCACAUAAAAGAAAACACAAAAGAGAGAAACAUGUAGAUUCAAUCAAGGUGGAAAAUUGUCCCACAACAAGUCACGGCUCAUCACAUACUAGUGAUCUCAUGCAGGUGAAAAGCCCUGUUAAUAUAUCGACUCUCCAAAUGCCUUCUGUAGCAGCUGAGACAUCAGUAAACAUCCGUGGGCUCAUAACUAAUAGGGACAUAGUCCUUGUGGGACAACCUGUUGCUAGAUGUGAACCCUCAGGAGAUAACAGAGAAUUUGUAGAGCAGAGAAACCUUACGAAUUCAGUGAAUGUGGUAGUGCCUUCACUGAUCAAUUAUGUCUUAUUUUAUGUUACAUAAACCCUGUAAGAAAAGUGUAGCAGGGGCAUCUGGCCUGUAACUUCCCAAGCGUGAAGGAGAAUCAAGAUCAACAGCGCAGGCUGAUUCGUAUCAGGUGGAGGUUAGACAUGCAUUCUCCCUCCACCCGUUUUACCAGUUCUGAACCCAACUGUCCCUCCCAUGGCACUCUGCUUCUCUGCUGGGUUCAGUAAUUCAUUGCAGUGAUCACACCGAACUCACAGACAAUACUCAUGGGAAGUAAAACGUUACAGUUCAGUUUCAGGAAUGCUCAGGAUACAAUUCUUUGGUCAGAACAGCCUCUUCUCAGUGUGCCUGCAGGCACACCUCUCUGUGGCCUUUUGGCCUCUCAGCCACUCAACUCGGCAUCUGUCCUAUUCGGGCAAGUGCUACAAAACUCUUCAGCUCUGUUGAUAAGUGCCCUUAGGCAUGCUACUCUGCCAGUAAGCCUCAUGUCUGAAGGUGCUCAGGUUUCUCAUUCUGUGGGCCAGGAAGCACACCACCUGUCUUCUGCUGAUCUCCUAGUUCUGCUGUUACUGGUGCUGUCGUUUCUCUGCCACUGCUUCUCACUGUUUCUGGUGUUAAAGCUCUCCCUCACUGCCCUAGUUCUGCUGCCUCUGUGGACCUUCGCUGUCUUCUGUUACAGCUCCUCUCACCCUCUGUCUCUCUCCCCAUGUCUCCCUUUAAUCCUAGUGGGAUGACAAAACUAACCUAUUCCCUCAUUAGGGUUCCAUACAUCUUACUUGCAUGGUCCCACCCCCACAAGUGUGCCAUGCAUCUUAAUUACAUUAUUCGCAAGCCAUCAAAUCCCCUUGGUGGGCCACAAGCACCUUAUUUGCCUCGUUCCACCCAAUCAUUUGGUGAGAGUUACAAGACCAUGGCAAGAAAGGCCAUAUAAAAGUGACACAUUGCACUGCAAACCUGUAGGAUAAACUCAGAUACAUUCACUGGGGACUAGGGUUGAGCAAAAAUUUCUGCCUCAUUGCAUGGCUACAAACUGUAUCCUGAGGGAAAUAUAUGAAUACAGAGACUGGGAAACCUGAUACAUUCAUCCUAUGUAAAUAUGUGUUUUAUUAUGGAGACAUACUGUGAUGUCAGCAGAAACACAUAUAUGUCACUUGUGCCAAUUAAAUGAAAAACCACAUAGUUGGUGGUUCCUGGGAAAGGAGCAAUACUGAAUUGGUGGGAUACGGGGCAUAUAUAUGUCAGUUCAGUUUCCCCAGAUCAAGUUGAAGGAUUAACUGAAAACCGGAUUGUCUACCAUAUAUAAUAGGACUUUAUAUUAUGCAGAAAAAGGAAAAAAUAGUCUUAUGUUGAGUUUAUUCAUUAACAAAUAUUUGUCACAUACUUCCUUUGUACUUGGCCCCAUUUCCAGGAGCUGAGGAUACAGUGGUGGAUAAAAAAGAAAAAGCCCAUUCUGCCGUCUUAGAGUAUUGACUUCAAUCAUAUUUAAGUGGGAUCUUUAUACUCCCACUAAUCUAGUCAAAGGAUGCCACGGUGCAGUGAGUUACUUAUAUGGCCCUUCUAGCCAUGGUCUUUGUGACACACACACAUACUGAUUGAGUGCACUGUGCAAAUAAGGUGUAUCGAAUUUGUGAUGGUUGGGGUUAUGUGUCAACUUGGCUAGGACAUGAUUCCCAGCAUUGUAUGGUUGUCCUCUAUUUGAUGUAUUAUAAAUCCUAACCUCUACAUAUUAACAAGGCAGAGUUGGUGUGGAGUGUAUCGAGUGCAGGAAGGCAUGACUCAGGCCCCACCCUUACUCAAGUUAUGCCCUUCCCUGGAGUGUGGCCUGCAUCCAAGAUACAUAUGUGGGUGCCCUGGUUGGGGGGCACACUGUUUUUCUGCAUAUGGAUCCUGCAUCCGGUUUGUGAUCGUCUAACAUCAUUCUUGGGACUUCAGCCAGUGACCUACUGUUUGACUUGCCGAUUCUGGGAUUCACCAGCAUUUGCAGCCCUUUGGGUCAGUAGCCUAUUGUCUGACCUGAUUCACCAGCUUCCGCAGCCUUAUGAACCAGCAGCCUGUGUUCUGACCUGCCAGUUUAGGUUCGUCAGCCCCUGCAGCCACAUGGGCUGGGGAGAAGCCUAAGCCUGACCCACACAUUUGGGACAUUCCAGCUUCCACAAUCAUAUGAGACACUUCCUUGAUAUGGUUCAUGAGUUUUGUGAGACGUUGUAUCGAAUUAUGGAACCUAAAGAUGGGAGAGAGAGUGCUGAGGGGAAGAGAAGUAGUAGAUGUUAGAGAUGAUGGAGUGGUACAGCAGUUUAGAAAAGUUGGACAUUUGGCAUAUCUUUAACCUCUGCCUUAUGGGAACAAGCUUUGUGCUGAUUCUUAUAAAAGAAAUUGCUCACUUAGAUGCGAUAUCUACAUUAGGUGAAAUAGGCAUGGAAUAAUUUGUACAAGGGGUUUAAGUUAGAACUUUUAGAAGUUAGAAUUCUUAUGACAAUUUCUCGUUAAAAUCUGACAUUGAGUUAAUUCUGACUCAUGGUGACCACAUGUGCUUGAGAGUAGAAUUGUGCUUUAGGGUUUUCCUUGGCUGAUUUUUCACAAGUAGAUUGCUAGGUCUUUCUUCUGAGGCACCUCUGGGUGGACUUGAACCUCCAAUCUUUUAGGUUUGUAAAUGAGUGCAUUAACCAUUUAACUACGCACGGACUCUUGAGGAAAGACUCCUUUUAAUGGUACUUAAGCAGCCUAGGAAACUUAUUUUUUAAUGUCCAUGCCUUAACAUGUAGAUUAUAAAUUCUUUGUUUUUGUAACUGUUUACCCCCAAGUUAUAAGUUCCUUGACAGUUUUUCUGAGUAUUUAUACCCAGAUUAUAAAUAAAUUGAUAGCUGUAACUUGUUACUAUUUAAAAAAUAAAAAACAAAGAUCAUUUUCUUAGUUAUUUAAAAAUGGUGAUGUGACAAUAUCUGACCUCCUCUGACUUCAG
Molecule: messenger RNA, 6318 nt
Organism: Trichechus manatus latirostris (Florida manatee)
Lineage: Eukaryota; Metazoa; Chordata; Mammalia; Sirenia; Trichechidae
Product: zinc finger protein 613-like
Exons: 5
Coding region: 1524-3395 (623 amino acids)
Biological process (GO): regulation of DNA-templated transcription
Source: RefSeq, a predicted model, not a curated record